This is a messenger RNA of Pieris brassicae (large cabbage white), 4733 nucleotides long. Its product is annotated as OTU domain-containing protein 7B-like. The coding region runs from base 199 to 1953 and encodes 584 amino acids. Gene Ontology annotation, cellular component: cytoplasm; nucleus. The record is from RefSeq and is a predicted model, not a curated record. The transcript is spliced from 11 exons. Gene Ontology annotation, biological process: protein K11-linked deubiquitination; protein K63-linked deubiquitination; protein K48-linked deubiquitination. NCBI's taxonomy places the organism in Eukaryota, Metazoa, Arthropoda, Insecta, Lepidoptera, Pieridae. Gene Ontology annotation, molecular function: zinc ion binding; cysteine-type deubiquitinase activity; DNA binding.
GUUGUCAAAUACAAUGGUUCGCUUCUUGUGUAAAGAGUGGUCAUCUUGUAAAUAUUGUUAAAAUUAUAAAAAUAAAUAGCAGCACCAAUUAUACAUCAAUUAUCGUUAUUUUCCAAAAAGUGUUAAUUUAUAUGUGUGAUAAUAACUUAUAUGGAUAAAGUGCUAUAAAGUUGCUCUUGCCCAAUCAGGGUUAACACAAUGGUGAUAGAAGCUGCCACAGAUAAACAUACAGACGAGUUUUUCGUAGAUCGAGUAACGUUACGGCCUAGGGCGGGCGGUGACGUAAUGACUCCAGAACGAUCAGUCAGCACUUUAGACCUCGCUAUGUCUUACUCAGCACCGUCUAAUCUAGUGCUUACACCAGCUCCAGAAUGUCGAAAACUCUCCCGAGGCAUAUCACGUGCCACAGAUAACGAAGGUCUUGUCUGGGCGUUACGUAGUAACACAGAACCAGACUUGAACACUCUUAGCUCAGACCAUAUACUCCUGUUACCGGAUAUAUCCGUUUAUCCUACAGAUUUCAGGAUAUUUAUCGAGAAGGACCUCCUCGAAACGGCUACUUUAGUGACCUUAGAGUCCGCAAGUAUUCUCAACUGGUGGCGUGGUCAAGUACCAGGUGCCCCCAGACUCCUACCGCUAGCGACAUCUGGUGAUGGUAACUGUCUCCCACACGCAGCAUCGUUGGCAGCAUACGGCUUCCAUGAUAGAUUAUUGGCUUUGAGAACUAAAGUACAGACACUUUUGUCAGGAGACGAAGGACAGGGUCUCACAGACGCAAUUCGUCGUCGUUGGCGCUGGUCGGAAAGCCUUUCCCUAAAAUCGGCCGGCCUAACAUUAUCUGAAGCGGAAUGGGAACGGGAAUGGGCUGAAUCAGUGAAAAUGGCGUCAACGGAACCGCGACCAAAACAUCAGCCGAGCGCUGCACCGCACUAUUCGGGCUUGGAACAACUUCACGUGUUUGCGCUGGCCCAUGUUAUGAGACGGCCGGUUGUCGUCUUCGCUGAUGUUGCUUUAAGGGAUUUCCGUGGCGACCCCAUAGCCCCAAUCCCAUUCGGCGGUAUCUACUUGCCUCUUGAACUAGAACCAGCUUCGUGCUGUAAGGCACCAAUAUUGCUGGCGUACGAUGCUGGACAUUUCUCGGCGCUGGUGCCUUGUGAGCCUCUGCCAAGUGAUGGAGCCAGGGUUCCUUUGGAAGAUCCUUCGCAGAAUCCUUUACCGAUCAGGUUCAACGUUGACCCAGGUGAAGAGUUCCGCUGGGAUGUAGAGCCAGAUCAAAAAACCAUAAACAACCUCCUGCCAGAUGAAUUUCAGCGUUCCGCCAUGUUGGAGGCGUAUAUGGACUUGGAAAGAGUGGAGUGCCUCCAAAGCCAUCCUCCAGAAGAGUUGAGAAGGUCCUUGGACGCCCUCUCGACUAAGAGCUCGAAGCAGAUGAACUCUGUUGCGAAGCAAUUUGGGAGUAUUGGCAGAUCAAUGAGUAGCAAACUGAAAAAGAACUUCGGUUCCAUGGCGAAGUUAACUGGGAAACUGAGUGGCAGUCAAAGUAAUCCAGAGCAUCUGGUGGAGAGGCAGACUUGUGAGGUCCUAUGUUGCAGAGUUUUAGCUGCAAGGGCACCAGUUCAGGAAGAAAUGGUCAAGAAUUACUUGAAUGAGGCCUGGAUUGGUUACACAUCGGAGAAGAAUCGGAGAGAGGAGCCCCAAAUCGCUCCGAGAUAUGGGACUGGAAGAUCGCAGUUUUAUACCGAAGCGGACAGAGAAUCCCACCAUGCUGCGAAUACUCUCACAGCGCGAUCCGUCAAACCGGCACAGGUACAGGACAGAACGCUCUACCUGUCCAAAUCGACAUUUUACGACGACCGGCCCCCCUCCCCGAAGCCCUGCAGGGCUCCGCUCUGCAUGUACUACGGGAGCCCCGCCUACAAUGACUACUGCUCCAGAUGCGCCCAACAACAGUAACUGUCAAACCAUAUUGGACAUGUUAUGUAACCUAUGUUCUUAAUUAAUCAGACAAACAUACAAAAUCCCUUAUAAAAACAUUGUUUCUAAAACAUGGUAACAUACACUAUUAGUCUUGAAUUCAAUAAAUCAAUAAGUCCUGAAUUUUCCUAGUGGAAAAUUCACCCAUAUUGGCAUCUUAACUUAAAUCAUAAAACCGAAACAACUGUUUUGCUGGACAAGGAAACCGUUAUCAAAUACUGACUAAUACUAACACAAACUUAUUACUAAUUUUAGUUUGCGUGUCAAAGCCGAAUUCAUUUACUCAUAUUAGCAAUGUCAAAAUAACAAUAACAUUUAUCUUAUAACUCUAUUAGCAAGUUUUUUUAUUAUUAAAUUGUAGCCAUGGCGGCAUUAUCGAGCUACUUUUAUAGUAGACAAAAACUUAUGUUUAUAUGGUAUAACUAUAUGAAUAAGAAAUGUGUUGUUGAAUAAUGAAGUAUAGGAUUCAUUAUUAAAGAACCAGAAAAUUCUUAUAAGUCACGGCGUUCAUAGAAACAUGUCCAAGUCCAUAGUGAUUAUCAAUCUUGGUAUAAGAGAUUUGAAAAAUCCCUUACCACAGAAAGAAUGCUUGAAAUUCGAUGUUUUUAGCAAAAGGAGGAAGAGAAAUUUUUUUAGGUAUGAUAUUUCAUGGGUGUUAAAUCAAGCCCUGAAUUAGGUUUUAAUACUCAACGUAUUUAAACUUUUCAAAGUAUUUAAAGUUUCAAAUUGACUCAUUUCUUAUACAAAUAUUUUAAAAAAUUCAAAGUCCGAAGGAAAAUAGAUUAAAAACUUAUCAGAUUGAAAUAAUCUAUAUAUACAGAUCCUACUCUAUUUUCAGCAAUUUGAUAUGUACUGUUACAUGAUUAAAUUACUUUGCGUUUUAGAAUAUAUAUUUUUAUAAUAUAAAAAAUAUUUUUCUAUAGAAAACAGGCUGUAAGGAAAUUACUUAAUUUAAUCCUAAGUUAAAGUAUUAACGUAGUUUUAAGAGUUGUUAUUUUUUUUUUGAGCACUAGUAGUCAGUGCCAAAAUUACUUUUGUUUCCGCCAAGAUGAGGCACAACUUCCAUUGGGUGCUAUUCAAAAAGUGUGAAACUUCUAAAUUGACUCUAAAUUUUCCAAAAGCUCGAGCCAAAUCCGAUUUGAGUCCCUCAAGAUAUUAGAUUUUUAUUUUGUCCCACUUCUUCCAGCACAGUGGAAUUGCAUACAUGAUAUUUCAAUAAAUACAGUUAGAUUUGUUGCUGAACGUAUAUCAAAUAUCAAUAAGGAGUGUUUAAAAUAUGAUUCUUAAAAACAUACCUUAAGAAGUACCUUUUACUCUUUUUUGGUUAACAAUAGAAGGAUGGAUUGAAUGUAUUUUCUGUAAAUUUGAAAUUUUAUUGCAAUGUCCCUACAGUUUUCAAAAUGUAAGUCAACUGCAACAACAACAAAUUUUAGCGUUAUCAAAAUUGUCACCAAAACGAAAUGGUAAUUUUGACAUUGACAUUUUGACAAGGUAUAAAUUUACAAAAUAUACAAACUCUCAUUCUGAAGCUAAUAUUUAUAACCAAUGUCUUAAGAAAGUUGCGAAAGUUUUGUGUUCAAUAAAUCUAUGCCAGGGUGAAUUAGAGUAACUGGUAUUAUUAUAAGUGUGUAUAAUAAGGCAGGUAUAAUAACUAAAUAAGUAUAAAGAAAACUGUGGAAACAGUUUAAUUUAGGUGAUAUUGAUGACGAUGAAAUAUUACAAAAAAUUCUAUCAUACAUGAUCAUAUGUUACAAAAAACAUUUAGGUAUAGACAAUAGAGAGCUGUCAAAUUCUACUUCCAAUAAUAUGUAAUUUUAUUAGAAAAGCUUCUUCGCUUUAAGUGGCUAUUUUAUAGUUCAUUAUUGACAUUAAAAUCAUUGUUAUCUCUAUCGUCUAGAUUACCAAUAUGUUAUUGCGAAAUUGAGCUUCUAAUAUUUAAGAUAUGACUCCCGUAGAGACUGUCAUUCACAUAGUUUCAAAUAGACAAUAAAAUUUAAUGAGUUCCUAUAUAAAAUCAAUAUUUUCUGAAUCAAACCUUUACACUUCGUUCUUCAUGCAGGUACCUCUGAGCACGACAAAAAUCACAUUGAUAUUAGGAAUUGGUAUUUUUGUCAUUAAUAAAAAUUAUUUUUGUUUGUUCUAAAAUAUCAUUAGAGCUUCAAUCAGUAUAUGUAAUCAGUACACAAUACAAGUGCUUAGUUUUACAAUAUUAAAUUGUGAGUAAACUUAAAAUACAUUUAUAAUAUAAUAAAUUAUUAAGUUUGUUACAAUAAAUUAACAAAAUGUUGGCCCCCAAACCCCCUUUGUAAGUUCUAAAGUAUUUAAAUAUUUAAGAGUUUUUAUGCAUUUACCAGAGGCCUUGUUAAAUGGGCUUUAGGGUAAUUGCAAUGUUUUUCUUCUAAUCUAGUCUUAUAUAAUUUUAGGAUUUUCUAAACUAUCAUUUUAAUAUAUUUGAUAAGUGAUUUAUUUAACUGAUCAUUUGUCAUGGCCAAAUACUUAAAACAUAAUUUUUAUACCUAUUAAUGAGGAUAUUCUUGUUUUAAAUGUUGGCCUUCAUAACCCACCUCAUUUAUUGUUAUGUUCAUAAAACAAUCUAUUGAUUCAAUCAAUGUUUAUCCUUAAUAGAUCUGUGUAACUGUUAACUUUAAAAUAAAGUGAGAUUACAUGACAAAACAAAUUCUAUAAACAAAGUGUUAAUGUUAUAUUUUUUCAAAAAGUGUAUUACUUAAACUAUUUAGAAUAGAGUUUGCAUAUCAUGU